CCAUGGCGUUUGCUCUCCUUCAGGCACGGGGUGUAUUUUCCUUUUUAACCGAUUCUUGCUUAUAGCGGUUAUUAUAAACCUUAAAACUGUGGGAAGGCGACGUGCUAUUUAUGUAAGAUGCUUGCCCUUGAGAAAGAUUCUAUUUUGUAUAGGCUAAUAUUCCAAGCUAAUGCUUUUUUUUCCACUUUCACACCCACAACUGAAGCUUGUAACGAACUUGAAAAUCUUAUGAGAAAAGCAACUUGCAAGGAUCUAUUUAUAACUUUAAACCGGGUUCAAAAGAGGCCACCUAUUUCCUACUCUUCGAUAGUUGAAACGCAAAAUUUUUCUAUGGGAAUUUUUUAUUUGAAGGAGGGUUACCAGAUCCCCCUCCAUGACCACCCAGGAAUGACUGUUUUUAGUAAAGUUAUGCACGGUAGAGUUCACGUUCGAUCUUUUACCUGGAAAGAAAAAGAUGUUUCAAAUAAGCCCUCUACCUUUAUAACAACCGAAAAAGACGGUAUGCUUCUCCGCGAGGCCGUUGUUAUUGGUGAUUAUGUAAUUAAUUCUUCGGACGAAAAUUGUUUGUUAAAGAUAAGCCCCUUCUCUGCGAAUUUGCACGCUAUCACCGCUAUUUCAGAUUGUUGCUUUCUCGAUAUACUGGGCCCGCCUUACAAAGUUGGAGAGCGCGAUUGUCAUUACUACGAGGAGAUUGAAUUAGUCUCUGGUGGCCAGCCGGACGAUAAGACGUCUGUUUAUUUAGCCGAAUUGGAAGAAAAUGGUUAUUAUUGCGCCUGUGUUCCUUAUUCCGGCCCAAAAAUUGGGAUAACGGAUGACAUCCGCUUGUUUUCUUAGAAGAGCAUGGAGUCAGGGUACCUUGAUUACUUUAGUUGGAGGUAGCCUUGUUACCACGUAUGAUAAAAUAAAAAAAUUAGCGGCACUCAAUGAUAAAGCCUAUCUGCCUAUCUUCCUCUGUAUAUCCCUCUUUAAG
This is a messenger RNA of Zophobas morio, 970 nucleotides long. RefSeq names its product 2-aminoethanethiol dioxygenase-like. Lineage: Eukaryota; Metazoa; Arthropoda; Insecta; Coleoptera; Tenebrionidae. Gene Ontology annotation, molecular function: oxidoreductase activity, acting on single donors with incorporation of molecular oxygen, incorporation of two atoms of oxygen. The transcript has 8 exons. The record is from RefSeq and is a predicted model, not a curated record. The coding region runs from base 118 to 834 and encodes 238 amino acids.